UGGCCAGGCAAUAGCUGCCUCGGCGCCAUGGUUGUCCUGCAACAUGGCACAAAGUGACCAAUCCCGAGCACGCUGUGCGUUCCGACCCUAAAACAAGGCAGUGACCAAUCAGUUGCGGCGUUUCGGGCCGGACCGAAACGUUGAUCAGCCUCUAAGAAGAUUAACAUUUAUAAUUGGCUUGUGGAAAGUCAGAUCCCUCACAUAAUUGACAUUGGUGUUGAGCAUGGACAGGAGCAAACAGGCAGUGCUGUGAGAGCCACAGGAGGAAGAGGAUCAUUCCUGUAGCAUCAUCCUUCUGACCACAGACACAUAUGGGAAACAACAGCAGCUCCACGGUGGAUGAUCUACAGGCUGUCGAGAUCCACCACUGGUACAAGAAAUUCAUGACGGAGUGUCCUUCUGGACAGCUGACAGAGCAUGAAUUUAAGCAAUUCUUUGGGCUUCGAGGGCUGGAUCCAGAGGCCAAUAAAUACAUUGAGCAGAUGUUCCGCACGUUUGAUAUGAACAAGGAUGGAUAUAUUGAUUUCAUGGAAUACGUGGCUGCCCUCAGCCUCGUUCUCCGAGGGAAGAUGGAGCAGAAAUUGCGGUGGUAUUUCAAGCUCUAUGAUGUAGAUGGCAAUGGCUGCAUUGAUCGACAUGAACUGCUCAACAUCAUCAAGGCUAUUCGAGCUAUUAAUGGUGGUGACCAUGAAACUAGUGCAGAAGAGUUCACCAACCGAGUCUUUGACAGGAUUGAUGUGAAUGGCGAUGGUGAACUUUCUCUGGAUGAAUUUGUGGAGGGAGCAAGGAAAGAUGAGGAGUUCAUGGAGGUUAUGAUGAAAAGUUUGGACCUGUCACACAUUGUGGCCAUGAUAAACAACCGUCGGCAUAGUGUAUAAAUCGAGCUGGGAGAAAAUGCCGUGCCAAUAGACAGAAGGGUGUCACAAGGAAGGAGAGACAGCAUUUUUCCAAACAAAAUUUCCACAAACAUGAAUAUGGAAGUAGGAACAGAAACACUCUACUAUAUUUGUGUAUCUGAGUGCAUGUUCCUGUACAAAUACUGAAGCUUAGCCACCUAAAUGCAAGGCAGGUUCAGAAAAACUGAAUCUGGGUGGCAGUAUUUGACUUGUCUUUGUAAAAAUUAAAGGCCAAAUUUCAGGACACAAAUUUCCUUUUUAUUCUGUGUCCCAGAUUAUCCAUUUGAAAUGGACUAAAACUAAAAGUAGCGCCAAGUUUGUGAAGAGCACUAGCAGAACUGGGUGGUGGAGUGUGGAAGAAAUAUUCUGACAUAGAAGAGUUUCAAGCCAUUAUUAGUGUAGGAACUAGCAAAAGAAUGUAACUUGCACUGGUCUUGUCAUGGUAUUGGUUCAUAAACAGCAGCAUGGUUGUCCAUACCACAUGUGCUUGGAUUUGGUAGUCUCUACAGAUGCAGCUUUAGUCAUAAGAUCACAAGAACUGAAAGAAAAACCAGUCUGGCAGUGACAGAUCUGUCCUCAGAUGCAGCUGUUUGGGCUUUCUGUGAUCAAAGAACCCUAGCAAACAAGUCAACACUUUGGAGCAGCUUCUGUAACCAGAGAAAAUAUGCUACUCAGUUUUCCAAAGCAGAAGAAUUACUUGAGAGAUCAAAUCUUUUAUAUACUCAUGGUCCUACUUAUUCUCCUCUCAUACAACUGAGUCACUGGGAAUGUUCAAGGCCACACUGAACAAGGCUUGGAGUAACCCGAUCUAGCCCCAUGGCAUGGGGCUAAAGCAAGAUAAUCUUUGAAGUCCCUUCCUACCCAAAGCAUUCUGUGACUCUAUAAAUGAAGUAUUUGAAGAUGAUCCUAAUGUAAUUGCCUCACACAUCCUUUAUUGGUCUUUCUUCUUGUCCUUGAGGAGCCAAUCUAAUCAAAAGAAACAACUCACCAAAGUGACUUGUGAAUCUUGCUGUUCAUGUGAAUGCUGGAGUGAAGCUGAUACUCUAGAUCAGUGAUGCCAUAAAUGACUCUGAUUUUAUACAUGAUGGGAAGAGUGAUGCCGCAUGGAUAGAAGCUCAGCAAACUGUGUCUUGUUCACUGUUCAUUAGAUAAGGUCAUGAUCAGAAGUUCCUUUGAAUCUGGGAAGAGAACCAGAAGGAAAGAAGAAUGCAGGAAAUGUUCAACAGAGUGCCUAUGCCAUAGCUGGCAUGUUUUUCCUGUGCAGGAGGAAGUAUGUGCAGACCUGUAAUAAAACUUUAGACUGGAAUUAUUCUUGCUUAUAUUUAGGCUUCUGUGAUGUACAUAUGUGUAUUGGUUUGCAUGGCAAGGUUUUGGUAGCAGGGAGGCUACAGGAAUGUCUUUGAGAAGCUGCUGGAAGCUUCCCCCAUGUCUGGCAGAGACAAUGCCAGCCAGCCCCACGAUGCCACUGGCCAAGCCUGAGACCUUCAGCCAUGGUAGUAACAUGUCUGGGAUAACAUAUUUAAGUAGGAAAAGUUAUUUGGCGGAAGCAAUUGCAGCCAGAGAAGUGAAGACUGAGAAUAUGUGAGAGAAACAGCUCUGCAGACACAGAAGUCAGCGAAGAAGGAGAGGGAGGAGGUGUUCCAGGUACUGGAGCUGAUAUUUCCCUGCAGCCCAUGAUGCAGGCCAUAGUGAAGCAGAUUGUCCUCCUGGAGUACAUGGUGGUCUGCAGGAGGGAAGCACAAAUCUACUUUCAGCCUGUGGAAGAGCCCCAUGUUGGAGCAAGUCCUGGAAGGACCUGUGGGCCUGUGGAGAGAAGAGCAGGUUUCCUGGUAGAACUUGUGACCUCACAGGGGACCCUCUGCAGAGCAGUUCCCAAAGGACUGACCCCAGGGAAGGUACCUCACGCUGGAGCAGGUCUUGAAGAACCACAGCCCAUGAGAAAGACCCAUAUUGGAGAAAUUAACAGGGAACUGUCUCCUGUAGAAGGGAUCUCAUGCUGCAGCAGCACAAGGGCUCCUCUUCCUGAGGGGGAAGCAGUGGCAUGAACUGACUGAAACUUCCAUUCUCAUCUUCUUGCAGUACUGAUGGGGAGGAGGGAGAGAAUGGGGAAUAAAGUUAAUCCUGGGAAAGAGAAAGGGAAGGGGGAAAGGUGUUUAAAAGACUUGUUUUACUUCUCAUUACCCUACUCUGUUUUGAUUUGUAAUAAAUUCAGUUUAUUUCUCCCUCUUUUUCCUCUGA
Molecule: messenger RNA, 3134 nt
Organism: Taeniopygia guttata (zebra finch)
Lineage: Eukaryota; Metazoa; Chordata; Aves; Passeriformes; Estrildidae
Product: guanylyl cyclase-activating protein 1-like
Molecular function (GO): calcium ion binding
Source: RefSeq, a predicted model, not a curated record